GCUUUUUUGCAGAAAGUGCCAUGCCUCUAUUCAGUUGGAUGAAAUGGUCGCCUGAGACGAGAGGGCAGAGUCCGGAUGAUACGCAGCGUCUGAACAGCUCAGGGGACGUGUCCAGCCGCACGCUGAUCACAGAGCUCCUGUGGCAUGUUGAAGAACGCGAACGCCUGGCAAGACAACUGGAGCGGGAACACAGGCUGACCCACAGUGCCUCGGGUCUCCGCUGGUUCCAGAAAUACCCCAGAUUACAAAAGCUCAUCCCUUCAUCAGAACUACACCAGCUGGAGUUUUUAUGUGCGCAAAUUCCACCUAUGCACACAGCAGUCGUCCUCUCCAGGUUUCGUGAAAUGCUUGCCACUAACAACACACGGCCCUGGGAGCUGGCAGCUGUCUUCAAGCAGGUCCUGAUGGACUUCCUGAGCCAAAGAGAAUACAAUGAAGACGAGCCCCUUCCAGCGCAGCACAAACCAAUGGAGGCUCGGACUAGUCGUUACAAAAUGAAGCAGGGCUUUGUCACACCCACAGUGCCCAACUGUGGAGAUCCCAAAAGAGAAGAGAUCCCAACAGUCUCUGGGUAUGUGGACUGGGCCAUGAGGCACUCCAGUUCAUUCACACCAAACAGGGACUGGGCUCUUCCAUAUUAUUAUCCAGGACCUCUUGGACCCAAAGACACCCAUGAUACAACACUAUUAAAGACACAACUCUAAUAUGUGAUCUUGAGUUUCAGUGGAAAUAAAACAAAAAUAAAGUA
Nematolebias whitei (Rio pearlfish) is the source of this 748-nucleotide messenger RNA. It is a transcript of the gene rd3l, whose product is annotated as RD3 like. The coding region runs from base 21 to 704 and encodes 227 amino acids. The record is from RefSeq and is a predicted model, not a curated record. Lineage: Eukaryota; Metazoa; Chordata; Actinopteri; Cyprinodontiformes; Rivulidae. The transcript is spliced from 2 exons.